Acanthopagrus latus (yellowfin seabream) is the source of this 2052-nucleotide messenger RNA. RefSeq names its product phosphoglycerate kinase 1 (gene pgk1). Gene Ontology annotation, cellular component: cytosol. Bases 126 to 1379 code for a protein of 417 amino acids. Gene Ontology annotation, molecular function: ADP binding; ATP binding; phosphoglycerate kinase activity. NCBI's taxonomy places the organism in Eukaryota, Metazoa, Chordata, Actinopteri, Spariformes, Sparidae. Gene Ontology annotation, biological process: gluconeogenesis; glycolytic process. The transcript has 11 exons. The record is from RefSeq and is a predicted model, not a curated record.
CCGCCCCGCCACUGAUCCUGCGUGCUGCGCUAAGGUCAUCGCUGUCAUUCGGUAACCGAACAGCCGAAGGAAGCGGAGGAGACCCGGCAAGGAAGGUGCAGGCAAGAACCAGCAAAACAAUCAACAUGUCUCUGUCUAACAAACUCACCCUGGACAAGGUGGACGUCAAGGGGAAGCGGGUCAUUAUGAGGGUUGACUUCAACGUCCCAAUGAAAGACAAGCAAAUCACAAACAACCAGAGGGUCAAGGCGGCCAUUCCCAGCAUCAAACACUGCCUGGACAACGGGGCCAAAUCCGUCGUGCUGAUGAGCCAUCUGGGCCGUCCUGACGGAAACUUUGUGCCUGAGAAAUACUCCCUGGAGCCCGUCGCCGCCGAGCUCAAGACCCUGCUGGGAAAGGAUGUCACCUUCCUGAAGGACUGUGUGGGUGCGGAGGUGGAAGCCGCCUGCGCUAACCCCGCCACCGGAUCCGUCAUCCUGCUGGAGAACCUCCGCUUCCACGUUGCCGAGGAGGGAAAGGGCAAGGACGCCUCUGGAAAUAAGACUAAGGCCUCCCAGGAGCAGAUCGACUCCUUCAGGGCUUCUCUGUCCAAACUCGGAGACGUUUACGUCAACGAUGCCUUUGGCACGGCUCACAGAGCCCACAGCUCCAUGGUGGGAGUGAAUCUUCCUCAGAAGGCGGCUGGUUUCCUGAUGAAGAAGGAGCUCGACUACUUCGCCAUGGCGCUGGAGAAACCACAGAGGCCCUUCCUGGCAAUCCUCGGAGGAGCGAAGGUGAAAGAUAAGAUCCAGCUGAUCAACAACAUGUUGGAUAAGGUCAAUGAGAUGAUCAUUGGCGGCGGCAUGGCCUUCACCUUCCUCAAAGUCCUCAACAACAUGGAGAUCGGUACCUCCCUGUACGACGAGGAGGGCGCCGGCAUCGUCAAGGAGCUGAUGGCCAAAGCAGAGAAGAACGGCGUCAAGAUCACGCUGCCCGUCGACUUCGUCACUGCUGACAAGUUUGAUGAGAACGCCCAAACCGGCACUGCAACCGUUGCUGCUGGCAUCCCUGCCGGCUGGAUGGGUUUGGACUGUGGACCAGAGAGCUCUAAGGCCUACGCAGAAGCAGUGUUGAGGGCCAAGCAGAUCGUGUGGAACGGCCCAGUCGGUGUGUUUGAGUGGGAACACUUUGCCAAAGGGACAAAGAACCUGAUGGACAAAGUAGUCGAGGUGACCAGUUCAGGCUGCAUCACAAUUAUCGGUGGGGGCGACACUGCUACCUGCUGCGCCAAGUGGAACACAGAAGACAAGGUCAGCCACGUGAGCACAGGAGGCGGCGCCAGCCUGGAGCUGCUGGAGGGUAAAGUCCUGCCUGGUGUUGACGCGCUGAGCAGCGUCUAAACCUCCCAUCAGCCUGCUGGUGUGUGUUUGCGUGUGUGGAAGUGUGUAUGUACCUGCUUGUAUGUGUGAGAGAGGUGCGUCGCUUCUCAGCGAGACUGCUGUUUCCUCCUGAAACCUCCUCUAUGUGCAAAAACAGCCUACACCUGCCUCACCUGCCAUUUAAUCUAACAUUCAGUCUUUGUUUAGAAGUUGUGACUCACAGGAGGAUUGUUUUCUUUCACCCACUGUCUGUAUCAAGAAGAGCCUUCUUCUGCCUUACUUUUAACACGCUGAUGAAACUCAUCAAGUCAAACUGCUGGGAAUACAAGUCAAGUGAUGGCUAAUGAAGACAGAAAUGGAUCAAAUGGCUCGUUGAGGCAGAAGCUGUUUGUUUUUGCUCGGACGAAGAAUUUUCCUGCUGAGAUAGUCCUGUGUGUGCGUGAAUGUGUGUGUUGCAUUGUCACUUUUGCGUAGCCACCCUGGUAAAGUCACCGCACCACCCUCAUACAGUAUAUAUAUAUAUAUAUUGAAACAGUUCACGUGAUGUGUGCGUGUGUACCUAGACGUUAUAUUUUCUGUCUGUCCACACUAACUAUCAUCAUCGGCUCUGGUCACCUGUCUUCUCUGGUUGUUGGUUUCUGAGCGGCUUCAGACUGAUCUGUUCAGGAUAAUAAAAUCGUCUCUGUGGAAGGUC